Messenger RNA from Cololabis saira (Pacific saury), 2390 nucleotides. It is a transcript of the gene fip1l1b, whose product is annotated as FIP1 like 1b (S. cerevisiae). The record is from RefSeq and is a predicted model, not a curated record. Gene Ontology annotation, cellular component: mRNA cleavage and polyadenylation specificity factor complex. Bases 152 to 1960 code for a protein of 602 amino acids. The transcript has 16 exons. NCBI's taxonomy places the organism in Eukaryota, Metazoa, Chordata, Actinopteri, Beloniformes, Belonidae. Gene Ontology annotation, molecular function: RNA binding.
UGCAGUCGCUUCCAGUUCACGUUGACUCGCAGAGAGGGGGGUCAAAGAUACAUGAAUUCAUAAUCUACCUGCACAAAUACGUGGUCCUCGCUAAAAAAGGGGGAGAAAGUGUUUUAUUUCCCUGGUAAUCCUCGGUUCCCGGAGCGGAGAGAUGUCUGCGGAGGACGCGGACAGAACCAGCGCUGACGCCAGCGCCGGAGACGAGGAGGAGGAAUGGCUGUACGGAGAUGAGUCGGAGAGUAAAGAGGAGGAUGAAGAGGCCAAGCUGAACGCUGCUGUCAGUGGUUCUGCAAAUGCUUUGACGGAAGAUGGUGGUCCUGCGUCUGCUGCAGCACACGCUACCGGGAAUGGAGUCGUCUCUGAGGCCACAGGUGAAGGUACGGGGGAGGACGUGGUCAGCGACUCGGACAGUGAUGAUGACGACGAUGACGUCCACGUUACCAUCGGUGACAUAAAAACCGGAGCACCACAAUACACGACUUAUGGAACCCCUCCGGUGAACCUCAACAUAAAGUCAACAGGCUCCAGACCUUACGGACAAGUAGCAAAGUUGAAGGGAGUUGAUCUGGAUGCACCUGGAAACAUUAAUGGGGUUGGCGUGCUGGAGGUGGACAUGGAGUCCUUUGAGGAGAAACCCUGGAGAAAGCCAGGAGCGGAUCUGUCCGACUACUUCAACUACGGCUUCAACGAGGACACCUGGAAGGCUUACUGUGAGAAACAGAAGAGGCUGCGGAUGGGCCUGGAGGUUUCUACGAUCGGCUCGGUGACGAGCAAAAUCACUGUUCAACAAGGCAGGACGGGUAACGAAAAGGACAUGUGCAACUUGGCUGUCCACACCUCCAAGACAGACUUCACGUCUCCUGUGAACUUGUACAAGACGGUCGUCAGCCAGGUGACCAGUCUAGCUGUACCUGUCCGGGAUGCGCGCACAGAGAUGACGUCAUGGAGGUCAGAGUUGACACCAAACUUUUCUGGGAAGGUGAGCGGCACCAUCGACGUGAUCGGGGGACAGAUGGCCACAAUCAGCCGGGUGGAAGGGCGACGCAGACCCAAUCUAGAGGGCAACAACAUCCAGGUGAUCUCCGAGCACACGACUUCGGACUCGGACCCACCACCUGCUGUUGUUGCUGCCGCGGCUGUUGCCGCUUCUGUCCCGGUGCCGGUUCCAGUCCCGGUCCCCGUCCCCAAGCUUCCCACCUUCUUCCCCCCUGGACCGCUUCCUCCAAAUAUCCCCCCACCUCCAUUUCUCCCUCCCCCACCCAACGUCAGCACAGCGCCUCCACUCAUUCCGCCACCCAGGUUGCCCAUCACUGUCCCUCCUCCUGGGUUUCCUCCUCCAACAAGUGGUCCUCCUCCGUCUAUAAUCCCCACGAUGGACAGGUCAGACACAUGGGACCCCACCCACGUUGGACUCAUGGGGGGCCACCCUGGAGGUUACGAUGGCCGCGGCGUCCCUCCGUAUCCAUUCCCUCAAGGUGCUUACCCUCCACCGCUAGGCGGAGGCGUACCUCCUCCUUGGCCCCCGAUGAUGGAAAACCCCAAGUCCUGGGACUAUUAUCCUCGUCGAGAGGACAAGAGAGACAAGGAGAGAGAACGACCCAGAGAGAGGACACAUGAGCGGGAACGAGAACGAGAGCACAGCCCUACAGCUAUCGGCUACACCAGCGAGGAGGAGCGGUUCCGCGGCUACCGCGAGUACCCGGAGCGCGGCUACGCAGAGCGCCAUCGCGACCGCGCAAGCCGAGAGAAGGAGGAGAGACACAGAGAGAGGCGGCACAGAGAGAAGGAAGAGGGACGCCACAAGUCGUCUCGCAGCAGCAGCAGCCGGAGGAGGCACGACAGCGAGGAGGGCGACAGCCACCGGAGGCACAAACACAAAAAGAGCAAGAGGAGCAAGGAGGGCAAGGAGGCCAGUGAGGACAUGGGUGGAGACCAGGAGAACCAGGAGGCCAUGGAGUAGCAACCCCCUCCCGUCUGUCCUUUCCCCUCUUUCCAUUCUAACCAGAACGGGAGAAAAUGAGCAAGAAACCAGCGUACCUGCAAAUUCAGUUAUUGAUUCAUCGUGUGCGCCCCAUCCCUUCAUCCGGCGGCUGCUCAGCGCCGCCGUCGCUCCAGCACGGACGAAGCGAGAGCUGCUCAUCCUUCUCCUCGUCUCCGUCUCCAUCAGUAGUUCCCGUCGGGCAGAAGAGCGUCCGUCAGCCUCGUGCAUCGACUCCCUCCCCUCAGAGCGGCGCUGUAACAUUUAGAUCACGCUCACAUUUGUUUGUAUAGUCGGGACGAUCGGCCCGCUCUCUUUCUAUUGUUGUUUUGAUGUCCUUUUGGUUCUUGUCACACAUGAAGACAUCUGUGGAACGCGUUGAGUUAAGAAGUUUGAUUAAAAGAAAUCACUU